AUGGGCUUGGGAAGUGUGUUUGGGAAACUCAAGCAAUUUCUCCAUCCAAUACCAUCCAAAAGUGUUGGUAGUUCGGAAAGUGUCUCUGAUAACUUCGCAUUCUAUGAACCGGCUUUUUUUUACAAUCUAGAGUGCGGUAGUGAUGAGUCCUAUAUUGAUGUUGAGUAUAUAGCUAUUCAAAAGUUUGUACGUUUUUAUGGUGUGGAUUUCGACAUGCCUUGCAUUGAUUUUCUCGUUCGGUUGUGUUCUUUUCUUGGCUUGAGAGCUGGGGAUCACGCCAUUUUAUUCCCAUGUGCAAGUCUAUCUGGAGCCCCACGCAUUUGCUGGCGUUGUGUUCCUCCAAGCAGCAAGGUUGGUUCAUGGAUCAAUUCAGAUACAGCUGGGAUAAAGUUCCCACGUAUGGUUCGACUUAUUGCAAAAUGUUGUCUCAAAAGAUCAGCUAAGCUUUACCAAUAUCCAUUUCUUGACGCGGAGUUCAAGAAUCCUGUUCUCCCUUUAAAAACUGGAAAGGAAUUUUUGGAUGAUCUCGGUCAGCGGAUUAUCGUACAUUUACCAGGAGACCGUAAGAUUGUUGUUCGUGGGCAGCUGAAUGAACCUAUUAUGAAAGUUUUUCAGGAGGUUUGCUCGGAACGCCAUCUUCAACAGAGCGAUUAUUGCAUCGCAAAUCCAAAGACAGGGACUAUCCUUGAUCCACUGGAUACAUUUACAAACCAGAAUGUAGAUCAAAUUGAACUUAAAGAAUGGAGAGAUUCCAAAUUUGAUCAGUAUUCGUCAAGGUCAUCUGAAAAUUAUCUAAUGAGUAGUUCGAAAGUAGGAUAUUCGAUGUCCACUUUACCAAGAUUUAGCUCAUCGGAUCCCUAUUCGGAAAAUGAUAUACAGUCGCUUACGUUAUCGUCUGAUGUUUCUAAUGGAUAUUCAAAACCGAGUGUUCACGUUUCUGGGAGGGGUAUGAACAAUGUGAAACGUAAAUGCAAAAAGCAUACAGCCCCAAGUAUACCCCCCAGACAGCUGACACUCGACCAACAUAUAUCUCCUUUUACUCUUGAACUCGAAAAAAGACGUUCGAUUAGUUGCACAACACUUCCAUCUACUCUUCCAAAAAAGAAAGAUUUUUCUGAAGCCUUAAAUAAUACGCGCUAUACAGUUCAGGAUUUCAAGUCCGAUGGAAGUGCAAUGUAUAAGCCUAACACUCAAGAAAUAGUUGGCAAAAGUUUAACUGAUAUUCCAACCUAUCGGUCGUCUGCCCAAAGGCUUAAAGCCACCAUUGUUUUAAAGCCCAAUUCAAAGAAGCAAUCUGAAGCAUCUAACUCUUCCUGCCCUCCACCGCCGCCACCCCCUCCGUUACCUGCAAACUUUUUCAAAGGCAACAGUUGUAACAGUACUAAUUUAUGUACUGAGAAUUGUCGUAAAUCUGAAUCUGAUCUGUUAAAAGCACGCAGCUCUGUUCUGGAAGUUGAUGAGAAGCAAGACAGCAAUAGAAGUACAUCUCAGAUAUCUAAAUUGAGUAAUCCAUCUUCAUCAUCAUUAUCUUCAUGUCAUACUCUUCCAUCUUCGUAUGGUUUAACUGGUGUGAAUACAUUUAAAGGAAAUCCUGUAUCUCUAAACGUUAAAACACUGAACAUUAACCAGAAACAAAUGUCACCAGCACCAUCGCUAUCAUCAUUCACAAAGCCAGAGUCUCUUGGUUAUUCUGAUAAGUCUCCAGCUCCCAAUAUGGAUUUAGUCACUGAAUUAACGAAUGCUUUUAAACGAUUACAAAGAAGUGAUAAUACAGAUGAAAUAGGAACUCAGAAAAGAAUUGUCAAAGACGUUUGCAGUGCUAUCCGAAAACACUCACAGGAUGCUUCAUCGCCUGCUGAUAAUAAUCAAAUGGAUGGCGGUUUCAUUAAACCAGAACCUACAACUGCAUUAUCAGUAGAAGAAUGGGAUGAUUUGCGUGUAAAAAAGGCUGUUUCUACAACAUUUUGGGCUGGUACUUCUUAA
Molecule: messenger RNA, 1983 nt
Organism: Heterobilharzia americana
Lineage: Eukaryota; Metazoa; Platyhelminthes; Trematoda; Strigeidida; Schistosomatidae
Source: the annotation of a GenBank genome assembly